AUGGCUGGAAACCCAAAUGAUGAUGCCCUCGCAAGAAUCGUCCGAGAUGCCCUCGUCAGACGUGACGCCCUUGUACGACUGGAGGAUCGCGACCCUAUUCUAUUCAUCGCCGCCCCACACAUCCUCGCCCCUUACAUCCAUACGGACGAACAGCGCCGGGCGCUCGCCCUCCCCGGCCACGACGUCGCAUUCCGGGCGGGCCGGCUCUGGCCGGAGCAGGUUGCCACGCACCGCCCUUCAUAUAUGAACGCGCUGCUUAUACGGCGAGCCGGUGUCCUCGUGCCUGGCGGGU
Molecule: messenger RNA, 292 nt
Organism: Amorphotheca resinae ATCC 22711
Lineage: Eukaryota; Fungi; Ascomycota; Leotiomycetes; Helotiales; Amorphothecaceae
Exons: 2
Source: RefSeq, a predicted model, not a curated record